GUUUAUAUACGGCUCACAUCCAGCCCUGAAGAGCGCACACUUCAGUUCCGACUAGUUUACUGGUGGAUGUUUUAAUCCGUCCGCAGUAUGAAUCUUUUUUAAAGAGACGUUUGUGAUUAGUUUUGGUUCAUCAUGGCAACCUGUAGCUCUUUCAGACUCGCAGUGAGACACAGACAGAAAAUCUCCUCAGUUCAGGAGCUUUUAGUGCGGAAUGUAAAGAUACACACAGGAGACCUGAAUCGCCAAACAGCUUUACCGGAGACCCUGAAGAACAUGGAUGAGUUACCUGGUCCCAGUCUCUCCUCUACUGUUUACUGGCUGUUUGUGAAAGGAUAUGCAGAUAAAAGCCACGCAUUACAGGUGGAGCACAAGCGCCUGUACGGUCCGAUCUGGCGCUCACGGUUCGGGCCGUUUGACAUUGUGAACGUGUCGACGGCAGAGCUCAUCUCCCAGGUGCUCCGUCAGGAAGGACGCUACCCAGUGCGCACUGCGCUUCCACACUGGAAAGAGUACCUAGAUAUGAGGGGUCAGGCGUACGGGCUCCAUGUUGAGAAAGGGACGGAGUGGUACCGAAUGCGUAGUGCUCUGAAUCCAAAAAUGCUGAAGUUGCAAGAAGCAUUCGCGUAUGCACCGGUCAUUCAUGACGUGGUGUCAGAUCUGCUGCAGAGAGUUGAGCGACUGCGCUCACGCAGCCCGGAUAAGAGCACUGUGUGCGACCUCGCCUCCGAGCUCUACAAAUUCGGCUUCGAAGGCAUUUCCUCCAUCCUGUUUGAAACACGCUUGGGCUGCCUUCAGGAAGAAAUUCCAACAGAAACACUCCGCUUCAUCACAGCAGCUAAUAACAUGCUAACUCUGUCUGAGACUGUGCUGUUUUUCCCUCGCUGGACACGGAAAAUAUUCCCUUUCUGGAAGCAGUUUAUCCAGGCCUGGGACGAUCUCUACGAUGUAGCACGGAAUUUGAUCGACAGAAAGGUGAAGCAGAUGGAGGAACAGGUGCAGCGUGGGGAACAACUGGAAGGCAUGUACCUUACCUACCUGUUAUCAAGCAACAAACUCACCCUGGCAGAGGUUUAUAUCACUGUCACUGAGCUGCUGCUGGGAGGAGUUGAUACGACAUCUAACACCAUGUCCUGGACUUUGUAUCACCUCGCUCGUGAUCUGGAGGUGCAGAACCGUCUCUAUCAGGAGGUGGCGUCUGUGUGUCCGGACAGACGGAUGCCUACCACAGAGGACCUGAGCAGAAUGCCGUACCUUAAAGCUGUUAUCAAGGAGACACUCAGAUUGUAUCCUGUCGUGUCCGGUAACGGACGCCUCACUGUGGAAAAUGAGGUCGCUGUAGGCGGUUUCUGGUUCCCAAAACAGACACAGUUCCAUCUGUGUCACUAUGCCGCAAGUCACGACGAGAAUGAGUUUCCUGAAGCCGGAGCUUUCAUUCCGGAGCGCUGGAUGAGGGGAACACGGUUACGUUCCCAACACCACCCCUACAGCUCCAUCCCGUUUGGAGUCGGGGUCCGGGCUUGUGUGGGGAGACGCGUGGCAGAGCUGGAGAUGUACUUUGCUCUGUCUCGACUGUUGCAGCACUAUGAGGUGCAUCCCGUUGAUGGAUCCCCUGCCAUCCACCCCAAAACCCGGACUCUCCUCAUUCCUGCCAAACCUAUUAACCUGCGCUUUUUCCCCCGGACCUGAAGGCGGCGUUGCUUCUUUGAGCUGUAAGUCUUACAAGGAUUAAGUGUAAAAAAAUAAAUAAAUACGUAAAUUAAUAAUAAAAAAUAAGUAAAUAAAAAAAUCUCUGCAAAAAUGGAGUAGUAUAAUACGAAAUAUUUCAAGUGAAAAGCUUCUUUUACGUGAUUUUGAAUUCUUAUAGGAUUUUAUGGCCACAUUGGAUAUUAAUUCUCUCAGAGAUGAUUUUUUUAUUUUUAAAUUUUUGCACCUUUUCUUGCUUGCAGCACUUAUAGAAAAAACCCCAGUGCCUUUGCUAUUGCAUAAAGCCCACUACUCAUCACCUUUAUCCUUAUCUUCAUCUUAUAAAGUACAGACUUUUAUUUAAAGGUCACACUUUAUGGACUUUAACCCUGAGACAUAAACGCCUUUUGUGAUAUUGGAUUGUUUCUAUAGUAACAACGUGUACGGCAGAUGCCACGUUUAAUACUAAUAGUGAACAUUUUAUUAACUACAAAAACCUCCAGAAAAUUCUAAUUGUUUAUAGGUUGAAGGUUUCUUUAAUGAGAAAUGUCCUUAACAUUUAUAGAACAGCACUGACACCGGAGACUCCUUCCCUAAAUGUUGGACAAUUGUCUUCUAGAUACUCUGUAUAAUGUGAUGAACUGUUUUUUUUUUUCUUCUUCUUCAAGGGAGAACAUAAAGUAAGGCAUGAGCAAAUCGUACGUGAGCAAACGUGAGCUGACGUUCGUAUAAGUGGAAUAAUGUAAAGAAUACAUUUUACAGUAGGAUCGGUUGCUGUGAUGUAUGUAAGAGGAGGAAAACACUUCCAGAUUCGUUUGUUAUGGGACAAUAAUCAUGUAUUACACUGCAGAUAAACUGUAUCCAGUUAUAAAGUGCAAUAACUUGUAUGCAAUAUAAAAAAAAUGCAAUAUCAAUAAAACAAAAAUACAUGGA
Molecule: messenger RNA, 2616 nt
Organism: Tachysurus vachellii
Lineage: Eukaryota; Metazoa; Chordata; Actinopteri; Siluriformes; Bagridae
Product: sterol 26-hydroxylase, mitochondrial
Exons: 9
Coding region: 133-1686 (517 amino acids)
Biological process (GO): glucocorticoid biosynthetic process; C21-steroid hormone biosynthetic process; cholesterol metabolic process
Cellular component (GO): mitochondrial inner membrane
Molecular function (GO): heme binding; iron ion binding; monooxygenase activity
Source: RefSeq, a predicted model, not a curated record